Molecule: messenger RNA, 1254 nt
Organism: Protopolystoma xenopodis
Lineage: Eukaryota; Metazoa; Platyhelminthes; Monogenea; Polystomatidea; Polystomatidae
Source: the annotation of a GenBank genome assembly
CCUCCUCCCCCUCUUCUUUCUCCUCAUCUUACUAAUCCUCUUCCUCCUUCCUCUCCUCCCCCUCCUCCUCUUCCUCCUCCUUUCCCUCCUUUUCCUCUUUCUCCCACUCCUCCUUGCACCCUAAUCUCUACAGACGAAGUGAGGACUGGCACCUACCGCCAACUCUUUCAUCCUGACCAACUGAUCUCCGGAAAGGAGGAUGCUGCGAACAACUACGCCCGGGGACACUACACCAUCGGCAAAGAGAUUGUUGAUCUGGUGCUCGACCAAAUUCGCAAGAUCGCCGAACUCUGCAACGCCUUUCAAGGCUUUCUCUUUCUCCAUUCCUUCGGCGGCGGCACUGGAUCCGGCUUCACCUCGCUCCUGAUGGAGCGUCUCUCGGUCGACUACGGGAACAGAACCAAGAUCGGGUUCUCCGUCUAUCCAGCUUCGCGCAUCUCGACCGCCAUUGUAGAACCCUACAACGCAGUUCUCACCACCCACGACACGUUGGAGCACUCUGACUGUGCUUUUAUGGUUGACAACGAAGCCAUUUACGAUGUGUGCAGAAGGAACUUGGACCUCGAGAGACCAACUUACAACAGCCUGAAUCGACUCACGAGCCAGAUCCUCAGCUCGAUUACGGCCUCACUUCGCUUCGACGGAGCCCUGAACGUCGACUUGAGCGAGUUCCAAACCAAUCUGGUACCAUAUCCGCGCAUCCACUUCCCACUGGCUACGUAUGCACCAGUCGUCUCCGCCGAGAAAGCCUAUCACACGCCUUUGAGCGUGGCCGAGAUCACUUUUGCCUGCUUCGAGCCGGCCAAUCAGAUGGUGAAAUGCAACCCCAGACACGGUAAGUACAUGGCCUGUUGUCUGCUGUACCGAGGCGACGUGUUGCCGAAAGACGUGAACGCGGCCAUCUCGGGCAUCAAAAACAAGCGCUCCAUCCAGUUCGUCGAUUGGGUGGCGACCGCCUUCAAAGUGGGCAUCAGCUACCAGAAGCCGACGGUGGUACCGGGCAGUGAUUUGGCCAAGAUUCCACGUGCCGUCUGCAUGUUGAGCAACACGACGGCAAUCGCAGAAGCCUGGGCGCGUCUCGACCACAAGUUUGACAUGAUGUAUGCAAAACGCGCUUUCGUCCAUUGGUACGUCGGCGAAGGCAUGGAGGAGGGCGACUUUACCGAGGCCAGAGAGGACUUGGCCGCUCUGGAACGCGACUACGCCGAGGUGGGCGUCAAUGUGACCGAUUCAGAAACGGAGGGGAUGGAAUAA